GGCACCUCCGUGUUUAGGCAAUAGAAGACACCACAGUGCUGGAAUAGAAAGGAGAAGAUCCCGGGUUGUCAGUAUUGAGUAACAGUCAUAAACCAUACAAUGAGAAAUGAAGAUUUACAAGCAGCGGCAGGGAAGGUUACAAUGAUGAUGGUGUCAAGGUAUUUCAGGCGAACAUUGUUUGCUACAGCCAAAUCAGAACCUUCUGGUGCUGCUUCUAUGGCUAAGAUGACGGCUCACAACCCACUUGAGGAAUUCUUUGAAGCAGAUUUGGAUCCUCCCAUGACGUGCCGGACCCGAUUUGUUAUCUCAAGCAAUCCAGAAAUAGCUGGUAUUGUCCCAGAACCAGACAUUGACACUUAUAUGAAGGUCAAGAAUUGCUGUCAUCCCAUUGGAAAGACUGAAAAUUUUGUUCCACGUUGUUCUUUCAAGCUAUACCUUAUCCAAGUUUUUGAUCUUCCCUUCACAUUUCUGUUUAAAAAUACAACCUCCCAUACUAACCAACAUUCCAUCUAUUCUUCAAUGCUUCAACAUAGAAGUGCACAAGAACAAGGCAAGAGCACACCAAAAUCUCCGCAGAUACAUGCCAAACAAUAUUAAAGGCCAAAACUCCAAUGACAUCUACUUUUUGCUCACUACAUGGCAUCCUCUGAACUACAAUGACAUGAACCAUUUUUUGAAAAGCUAAUGGUUUUGCACUUUUGAACAAUGUCAAUUAGCAACCACUGAAGCCAUGAAAAUCCUUUUUGCUCCCUGCAUGGCAAUAUUUUGUAAUGAAAUCAGACUAAUCAUUUUUUGAUAAACCAAUGGUUUAUACAUAUGAUGCAUGUACAAUGCAUCUCCUAGACCUAGGGUAAAACAAUGUAUUCUGUUAUUGAA
Molecule: messenger RNA, 876 nt
Organism: Rosa chinensis
Lineage: Eukaryota; Viridiplantae; Streptophyta; Magnoliopsida; Rosales; Rosaceae
Exons: 4
Coding region: 100-597 (165 amino acids)
Source: RefSeq, a predicted model, not a curated record